AUGAAGAGUCUACUGGUCGUAUUGGCCGGCUCUUCGCUGGCCAGCGCUGAAGGCUGGGCCUGGGGAGGAAACCGACCUAGUCGGCUUUGGGGACGGCAAGAAACGGCGAGUCAUGCGGAUGAACAGAGCUGCGCGGUGUUGACUGCGGAUUCGAUCAGUUCGAUGGGCAACAACUCGCUAUAUACUCGAUGGAGACCUCAGAGCCACUUCAUUGCUCCUGCUGGCUGGAUGAAUGAUCCCUGUGGUGCGAUGUACGAUCCCGUUCGAGACGAAUAUCACAUGUCCUACCAAUGGCAUCCGGUAGGCUUCAACAGAUGAGUCUACUCCUGAACUAUACUGAUUGAUUCCCACAGGAACACUUCAACUGGGGCAACAUUUCUUGGGGUUCAGCAACGAGCAAAGACCUGAUCACAUGGACCGAUCACGGAAGCUGGCAAGGAACAGAUGCUCUAAUCCUCGGCCCUUCUGGCAAUGGGAGCUACAACGGCCUGGGCAUCUUCUCUGGAACAGCUCAGCCGGUCAACCUCCAUGGCGAGCAAGAUGGUACCUUACUCAUCUUCUACACUUCUGUCAGCAAGCUGCCGACAAGCUGGUCUAUUCCUUACCAGCCUUAUACCGAGACUCAAAGCCUGGCGACCAGUAAAGAUGGAGGUAAGACUUGGCAAGAAUAUGCCGGCAAUCCGGUCAUUGAUACUACGACGGAGACGGCACCUAUGUUCUGGAAUGUCACUGGAUUUAGAGAUCCGUUCUUCGAGCCCCUUCCGGAGCUUGAUGCUCUGCUUGGUGUCUCAGAGCCUCAUUACUACGCGGUCUUUGGAUCUGGCAUUAAAGGUGUGGGCCCAAGGAUGCCAAUCUGGACUGCUCCGGCUAGCGACUUGACCAAAUGGACUUUCCUGGGUGCGCUCUGGGAACCACAAGCUAACACUUCUGUCGGACCUGUUCUUUCUACUGGAAGCUAUGGUGACAACUUUGAAGUUUCUGGCUUCUUUCCCCUUCGCGAUAGCAAAGGAAAUCAACACUGGUUCGUCAAUAUGGGAAGCGAAGGAGGCAACGUUUCUUUCCAUCAGUCUCCUUCAUGGGCUCUCUGGAACGGAGGGAGUGUUUCCGCCCGUGAAAACGGCAGUGUAGAAUUUGUCCCAACCUAUGGCGGUGCCGGCGAUUGGGGCAGUGGAUACGCUCUCAGCAGUUUCAACGACACGAAGCAUAAUCGCCGUGUGCAAUAUGCCUGGAUCAAAGAGGACUACAUCGGCAACGGAGGCCUCUUCAGCGUCCCCCAGCAAGGUUUCCAAGGCGCUCUCUCGCUCCCUCGCGAGCUCUUCGUCCACGAAGUCCGCAAUGUCGAAAGCACGGCCGAGCUCCUCGAUUCCAAAACUGCCAACCUCCAGAACGGAACAGCGUAUACCCUAGGCGUCCGCCCACUCCCCGACGUCGUCGAAGGUCUCCGUCAAGGCACGAAGUAUACCUGCCACGGAGGAAAGAAGCAUAAUUCCACCACCCUGCUCUCCCGACGGGGUUCCUCCCACAUGCAGAUCAAAACCUCCUUCUCGCCCUCCAAGACCACAGCCGCGGGGCUUCGAAUUCUCGCCUCGCCAGAUGGGAGCGAAUUCACAACCAUUCUUUACCAACCUACCAACCACACCCUCCUCGUCGACCGCACCCAUUCCUCCCGCAUCGUCGAGUUCAACAAUGCUACUAUCACCGGCUACUUCCUUCCCUACAUCAUUGCUGGUGAAGAAGAGGAAGACAUCACCAUGGACGUCUUCAUUGAUGGCUCUGUGGUGGAAAUCUACGUCAACGAUCGCUUCGCGUUGACUGCGAGGAUCUAUCCUGCGAAUAGCUGUAGUACCGGGUAUGGAGUGUACGUGGAAGAAGGUGGAGAAGGAGUAGAAUUCAAAGGGAUCGAAACGUGGGUUGGGAUGAAGAACGUGUGGCCGGAGAGGCCGGUGAAUGCUAGUUCACGGUUGGUUUGGGAUUCGGCGGAAGAGACGAAUGGUUAUACCUGGUGGACUGGGAAUUAA
Lecanosticta acicola is the source of this 2018-nucleotide messenger RNA. NCBI's taxonomy places the organism in Eukaryota, Fungi, Ascomycota, Dothideomycetes, Mycosphaerellales, Mycosphaerellaceae. The record is from the annotation of a GenBank genome assembly.